AUGGUGACGGUGACCAGAUAUAAAAGACAUGGCUCUUUGAUCGCAGCUGUCAAAAGAGAUGACUCGCCAAUUGACAAAAAGAAUCCAAGGACUCAGUUCUCAGACCAAAUUCUCAAGAGAGUCAUAGGAUCUGAAAGGGCUAACCAAGUCUUAACUUCUUUCUCCUAGGGACUUUUACCUAUUUCAGCUUAUCAAUCUACCUUCAACAUUAAUCGUAAUUACAUUUUAAAUCUAAUUUCACAAUAUGUAGAGCUUUACAAGGUAAAAAGUAGUAAUGAUGAGUUUGGUGAGAUGCUAGUAUCAUAACUAAUGACAGUAUAGAAGUAGUAAACAAGGAAAUUUAAAGAUGGGAAAACUGUAGCCAAAUAAGAAUAGAAGGCAGGCAUCUAAAUGUUUUUAGAUGACGGAACAAGUUCAGAGGAUGAGGAUGAGUUUGAUAGUGGCUCUGAUGACGCUAUUUUCUCGUAACUAGAUAAAACUAUCAUGAAUCAAAAUAAGGAAUAGCUUAUUGACUUGGAACUGGUAAACUUGCUGAAGUAUUGCUAAGAUUUAUAUGAGAAGCACAAAAAAGAUAAUGAAAAUUAUUAAGAGGAAAUUAUGAUAAAAUCUGUUGAGCUUGGCAAAAAAGUGAAGGACAAGUUGCUUAUCCUAGACAUGGACGAGACUAUGGUUAGUGCUAGAUUUAAGUCAAAACUGCCAGAUAAAUUUCAAACAAACUUUACUUUUGACUUCCAAGGCUAAGAAAUUCAUGUGCGUGUCCGACCAUAUUUAAUGGACUGCCUUGAAAGAUUAUCUAAAUUGUAUGAAAUUGUAGUCUUUACUGCUGGAGUUCAAGAAUACGCAGACAGGAUUUUAGAUUAGAUAGACCCUGAUAAAUUUCUGAUUAAAAAGAGACUCUAUCGUCAAGAUUGUAUAGAUGUAGGAGGAGAAUUUUUGAUUAAAGACUUAGACAUUUUCAUAGAUAGAGAGAAGGAAAAUAUGAUUAUUGUGGAUAAUUCUAUACUUUCAUUCGGCUUUGACUUAGACAAUGGUGUACCAAUACAGUCAUUUAUGGGCACUGAGGACGAAGACAAGGAAUUAUUGUAUUUAAUCCCAUUCCUUGAAGAUGUCUUCUGCCUGAGUGAUGUUAGAGAACAGAUCCAAGAUUCAUUCAAACUCAGCUUCUUAAAAAACAACAUACUUAACCAUUGA
Stylonychia lemnae is the source of this 1191-nucleotide messenger RNA. The record is from the annotation of a GenBank genome assembly. Lineage: Eukaryota; Ciliophora; Spirotrichea; Sporadotrichida; Oxytrichidae.